GGCCGCCGGACUCGGCAGGGCGCCGCUCCUCCGCCCGGCCGCGGCCCGAUGGCUGCUGGCUGGACGGUGGUGGUGCUGACCUGCCAGCACCGGGACAGCGCCUUCGCCUUCCAGAGAGAGCUCGAGGCCCGCCGGGAGAGGGGCUCUCUGGGCCGGGAGACCGUCCUGCUCACCGUGGAGGACCCCAAGGCCCAGGUGGGCAGUGGCGGGGCCACCCUCAACGCCCUGCUGGUGGCGGCCGAACACCUGAGCGCUCGGGCCGGCCAUACGGUGGUCACCGCCGAUGUCUUGCAAAAGGCCAGGAUUCUCAUCCUGCACAUGGGCCGGGACUUCCUGUUCGAUGACUGCAGCCGCGCAUUUAUCUGCCUCCCACUGGAAGACCCUGCGGCCCCCACCGAGGCACUUACCUGCCAUUUGGACAGGCUUCUGGCCACCUUGACAGACCAGGUCUGCAAGGCCUCCCCGCCGGGGGUGUGGGUCUCCAGCACUGAUAUGUUUCUGACGGUCUCUACCAUGCCGGAAAUUGACUGGCAAGGGUUCCAGGGAGUAAAAGUCAUUGCAGUGCCUGCAAGUGUCUCCUAUGCCAAGCAGCAUGGCAUCUACUCUGUGGAUUCCCAGGGGGUGGUGCAAGACAUCCUCCACCGGAGCUCCGAAGAGGAGAUCCAGCGGUGCCUGGGGCCAGAUGGGAAGGUCCCCCUGGUGUGCGGGGUUGUCUUCUUCUCCUCCAGAGCAGCAGAGCAGCUCCUGGCCACCCACGUCAUCCCCCCGCUCAACGCCUGCACCUACAUGGGGCUGGACUCGGGAGCCCCCGCCCUUCAGCUGUCCCUCUUCUUCGACCUGCUCCUGUGCAUGGCCCAGGCAGUGAGCGAGGAGGCCUUCGUGGCUGGGGGCAGGGCGGGGACGUGUGGAGGAGACCUCCAGCGUUCGAGGGCAACGCAGAGCGCCCGGUCAGUGCUGUGGAAGACCCUCCGCACGGUGCCACUCACGAUGGCGUACCUCCCGGAUGGCGCCUGUGGCUACCUGACCACAUCUGCAAGUGACCACAUCUACCACCUUACUCCUCACGCGGGUGACGCCCACAGCAGUGGUUUCUGCAAGGUGGCCCAUUCCCACGUGGCUGAGCCGCAUCUGCUGGAGGAAGGCUGCUCUGUCGCCAACUGCCUGCUGGAGGGAGCAGUGGCCAUGGGGCCUGGCAGCGUCGCCCAGCACUGCCACCUGGAGGGCCCCUUACAGAUCCGUUCAGGCUGCCUCCUCACCGGGCUGGAUGUGGCCUGCUCUGUGGUCCUCCGGAGCUGCUUGCUUCAGGAUGUGGUCAUUCAGGGACACGUUAUCCGGCUGAGACACAUUAGCUGCAAAGUGUUCACUCUGAGCGGACGUCGUGAUGACUGGCAGAGUACAGCGACCGAAGAGAACGGCACCUUCUUGAACUCGCCAUGGCCAGCCCUGUACCACCGGACUGGCAUACGGAGCCAGGACCUCUGGAGCCCAGACGUCCCGCCAGAGGAGCGCUGCUUGCUGAACGCCCGCCUCUUCCCCGUGUCCCAUGCCUCUGAGCCACUGGAGCUGGGGGACCUCUUGUGGCUCUUGGGCUCUUCAGAGACCAAGCAGCUGCGGCACUGGAGGAGGUCCUGGCGCAUGUCCUGGGAGGAGAUGAGGGCAUGUCUGGACCAGGAGGCUGAGCUGGCCUCCCGCAAGGCCACCUUUUUCCUACAGGCUCAGCACAAAAUCCAGCGGGUCCUGAUGGAGCAGAGAAAUUGCAGCCUCCUGCCACUGAUCCGCUCCGCCGUCCUGGAGGGUUUUGGGGAGGCUGUGCUGGACACGCUGGACCAGGUUGCUGCCACUGCCAGGGACCUCGGAGUCGCUGCUCGAGCGCUGGCGUGUGUCGCGGACCUCCUGGGCUGCAUGGCCAGAGGAGAGGGGGGCUUGCGGAGCGGCCCCACGGCCAACCUUGCUUGGGCCGCCGCCUUCCGGCAACUGGAGAAGGGAGACAUUGCUCAGGGCGUGAAGGCGCUUGCUGUGGAGAGGAAGAAGUGGCUGAACAGGCCCGUCCUCCUGGUUCGUGCUGCCCGGCACUACGAGGGGGCUGAGCAGAUCCUCGUCCGCCAGGCCGUGAUGCUCUCCUGCCAGUUCAUCAGCCUGCAGCAGGCAUCGCUGCCUCCCCUGGGCUGCUGGGCAAGAGUGGACUGUCCCGUGAGGAUUGACCUCUCCGGGGGCUGGAGCGAUACCCCUCCAAUCGCGUACGAGCACGGGGGAGCGGUCGUGGAUGUGGCUGUCCUGGUGGAUGGCUGCAGGCCUGUUGGGGCCCAGGCACGACGCAUUGCCGAACCAGAAUUGCAGCUGAUCAGCACCAGCGGAGGUCUCGAGGGAGAGGUGGUGGUGGAGCUGGUGUGUCACAACCUGGACGAUCUGCGGGAUUACUGCCAGCCGCACAUGCCGGGAGCCUUGCUAAAAGCAGCCUUGGUUUGCACCCGAGUCGUUGACCUUCUGUCCCACAAAACCUUGCGAGAACAGCUGCAAGAGCGCUUUGGCGGGGGCUUUGAACUGCGCACCUGGUCUUGUCUGCCACAUGGCUCAGGAUUGGGGACGAGCAGCAUCCUAGCAGGUGCAGUGAUCGCAUCCCUGUACCGCGUAUCUGGACGCUCUACCAGUGUAGAGUCUCUCGUUCAUGCUGUGCUGCACUUGGAGCAAGUUUUGACCACAGGUGGCGGCUGGCAAGACCAGGUGGGUGGGCUGGUCCCAGGGCUGAAGAUUGGGCGCUCGCAGGCUCAGCUGCCGCUGAGGGUGGAAGUGGAAGAGAUCCCCCUCCCAGAAGGCUUCAUCCACAUCUUGAACCAGCACCUGCUCCUGCUGUACACAGGGAAGACCCGCCUUGCCCGCAACUUGCUCCAGGAUGUUCUAAGGAACUGGUACGCCAGGCUGCCCACCAUUGUAGAGAACGCCAGUGCCCUGGUGAGCAAUGCAGAGGAGUGUGCCCAGGCUCUCAAACAAGGUCCUUGGAAAUUUCAGCAUCCACACUGUGGAAGUGGACACAGCUGGCUUCAAGGUGGAGCUUCUGGGGGAGGACGACCAGUAGAAGCACGAAUGGGCAGCACCCCUUUCGGCUCCUUCUUCACCACGAAGUGUGCAGCAACUGCCUCCGCAGCUGCUGACCAGGGACAGCUACCAUCUAUGCUGCUGUGGGCCUUCCUUUGGCAACCCCAGCUGUGUUUCAGAUCCAUCUGUAGCAUAGAAGAAAAUCUAACUUUUUAUUGCUCCAUUUGUAGUUAUGCAAAUAAAGUUAUAUGUAGGCAGAAGCUCCCUGAAAAAGUCAAAAGCAGAGGUUGAAUCCUCUGCUGCCGAAUCUGAAGGUAAAGACCUCCACCCCCUUGCAGGAAGGGAGUCCUCAGCUGCUGCAGUGGAAGUUUCUGUUUGGUGAGCAGAAUCAGGAAAUUCAAAGGCAAAUCCAGGGAUGACAGAAAAAAAGGUUUUCUCAAAUGUAUUUCCUGGAACCUGACAAAGGUGGCGGGGUCCCCAAUCAAGCAGUGAGAUUAAGUGUUCCUGGAAACAGUUGAAAGCAGGACCGUGUACCUGUGUGAGCAGUUUUCAACACAAAUGUGCCUCCAAAGCAAACAGUGCAUUAGUUGUGAGCAUCCACAAUUAUUCAUCUGCAAUUCCAGGAUAAAGGUUGUACUGGCUGUUUUCUUAAUGGAAGAGCUAAUGAGGAUCCGGUGCAUUUCUUUGCAAAAAGGUAGCAAUACAUGGCUUGUAAUUUUGCAAGGUUGUACCUACUAGGAAGAAGGGUUGUGUAGUAAACCAAGCCCCCUUGUAGUGCAACUGCUGUAGUUCCCAUCCCAGCUGGAUGGUCAGACCAGACAUUGCAGGCAGGAGAAAAAGAAAAUUGCUCUUAUAUUAAGUUAAAAAUCCGAGGGAGGGCCUUGGACCUGGUCUGGAUUUUCUCACCUUAAAACAAAACUCAACCACCACCACCACCACCCCACUUUUGAAUCCACAUCAACAAAAGCAAUACUCUAAAUGUGGAGCUUGUUCAGAGAAGGGGCUACCAAGAUAGCAAGGAAGCUGUGGAAGAGCCAGGAGAGGUGAUGAAUGCCUUUGGUUGUCUGAUGGGUCAUCGCAAAGAGGAGGGGAAAAGCUGCUCUGGGGCAACAGAAGAGCAGGAUGGGAAUCAACAGGUUGAACUGCAGGGAGUAAGAUGCAGGUGCGAGAUCAGGAGAGAGCCCCAGAGCUGUCAGCCAUGAGGCGGUUGGUGCUCCCUUCACUGGAGGUCUUCAAACCGAGGCCAGGUGACCACCUGUCUGAAAAAUGUUAGCAGCUCCUGCAUUUAGCACAGAGACUGGUUCUGACAACCUAUGAGGUCCUUUCCAGCUUUGAUUCUGCUGUUAUUCACAGAAUCAUGAAUCCACAGAAUUAUUCUACUAUUUAUGGAAUCAGCAGGAUCUUGAAGAUCACCUAGCCCAACAUGGGAAUCCCCCACUUCAGCAUCCCUGUCAUGUUCACUGUUUCAAUGUGCCUGGUACAUCGUAACGCCUCGCAUGCCAUUUCCUUGGAGGAGGCUGACUCUCAGGAGCGGGUGGAUAUUUCCACUCUGCUGAGGUGUUAUCUCUUGGCUGCUGUAUUGGAAUGUGUUUGGGUUAGGUCAUGGAUUCAAGGUUCCUUUCCCAGGCUGAGGCUAACGGUUUCUAGCACCUGGGAAGGGGCGGUUGAAUGGCCGGGCGAGGGAGGGGCUCUCAAGUAAAGGGAUUUAGU
Candoia aspera is the source of this 4743-nucleotide messenger RNA. RefSeq names its product fucose kinase (gene FCSK). Gene Ontology annotation, molecular function: fucokinase activity; ATP binding. The record is from RefSeq and is a predicted model, not a curated record. The transcript has 22 exons. Gene Ontology annotation, biological process: GDP-L-fucose salvage. Bases 49 to 3324 code for a protein of 1091 amino acids. NCBI's taxonomy places the organism in Eukaryota, Metazoa, Chordata, Lepidosauria, Squamata, Candoiidae.